This is a messenger RNA of Blumeria graminis f. sp. triticale, 1770 nucleotides long. Lineage: Eukaryota; Fungi; Ascomycota; Leotiomycetes; Helotiales; Erysiphaceae. The record is from the annotation of a GenBank genome assembly.
AUGCUAGGUGAAAUAAAUAAUGUUGAAAAUGAGGAGAAUUCAAUUCUGACUAAUAAUAUGAAUAUGCCUACCUUUGAAAAUGACUUCAACUACAGUCUUUUCUCCUUGAAUUUGGAGGACUUUCACGGUACCCUUCUCUCAGCGGCCCAGGCAGAACAUACAAAGGUGCGAGAGAGAGCUUUGCGCCUCCUUGAAUUAGACAGAAUACGAUGUGAGCGAGAGGCCUUGAAGGAAGCAGCAGAUGCAGCGGAAGAGCGCGUUCGUAUAGAAAGCGAAAAAGUUCGCGAAGAGUGUCGCAUUCGUGAGGCCGAGAAGAAGGUCAGGGAGAUCUCAAAGCCAAUAACCUUGCCACCAUUACAGCCUCAUGUUCCAACCUCUUCUACAGUGGGCGCUCAACCCGUGCAACCAACAAUCGCUUUUCCGUCCUUUCCGAUCAAAGCUACCUCGCAAAAUGGAGCUCUGGCAUCAAAAUCGCAACCAUUGGUCGAAUCGAAACGAGACAAUAUCAUUGAACUCGCGACGACCAAGAGACCUCUUGUUCCAUCUAGUGUUACAGUGUCUACUUCUACGGCAUUACCGACAAUUAAACCUUCCCUAUCCACUGCCAAAUUAGUAUCAAAUACCAAAGAACAGUCAAUCGUCACGCCACAGCCUACUACGUUUGGAUCACCGACAGUGGCAACUGGAAAGCUUGAUCAGGUAGGAAAGUUUUCUAUAUCACAACCUAGUGCCUCAGCAAAAGUUCUGAACCAAUCCACCGCGCAAAGAUCAAAAUUUCACCAGCAAACCCAGAAUUUUGUAAACACGACACGCUAUCGAGAGAUUCAUGCAGAAAUGAAACGCGUGCGGAAACUUGUCGAAGACCAGGUCGACCCUGACGGAAACUCUAUGAAGCUGAAGAACACAUGUAGUGAGGGUCGGCGUGAGAUUACCAAAGCACUUGGUCAAUUAGUCGUGGGAGGCAAUAAUUCGACUAUUGUGAAUAAGGUUAUACUUAAACUUCGAGAGGCCCUCAAGACAAAUUACCAGCCUAUCCCAGUAUCCCUGUUUACUGUUAAAAAUCAUGAAGCAGUUUCAGGAGCGACAUUGACUGAAGACGGUGUCGACAUGAACUCGGAUAAGUUACCAAUUGUUUUCAUCUAUCUGAUCGGUUCUCUUUGCAAGUCAAUAUGUGCUCAAUUGGUCAGUGAGGCAGCUGUGAAGCCUCUAGCUGCCACCCCUAUUGGUAUCCUCACGGCCAAGAUAUUCUCGGAUCCACGACUUCAUUGGCGGGGUAAGUCACUAAUUGAUGUUUUAAUAUCCAAAAUAUUUAUUGCCUGUCCUAUUCUGUUUGGAGUAAGUGGGGAUGAUUUGACGGAAGAAGGCCGAGUUCGAAUCGGCUGGCGCAAGAUUAAUGGGCGUUUUAUUUCGGAGCAGGCGCACUACGACCGUAUGUCAGGUAUUGCUGCUGGGUAUGCAGCUAUUUCCCUUCGGGACUUCAGCCGGACGAAAUGGACUAACCCUUAUCCACCAGUCAACUACUGGUUUGCACUAUCAGCGGUAGUAAGUACACCCGACAGAGUGAAUUCACCUAGCCGUUUUGUUGUCCUAAAAAGCUUGGUUGAGCAUAGUUUUCCUCGCUUCAUCCAAUUCUACGGCGACAUGGCAAUUGCAGCACUACACGCAGCCCUAGUAGAGUUUCCUAAACGAGGGGCUGAAAAUAACCCAGCGGUAGGUACGCUCAAAGCACUGGGUACGACGCUUUUGAGAGAUCACGGACUCAAGUUAUGA